Abrus precatorius (Indian licorice) is the source of this 1026-nucleotide messenger RNA. Its product is annotated as B-cell receptor-associated protein 31-like. Gene Ontology annotation, cellular component: endoplasmic reticulum membrane; endoplasmic reticulum. Lineage: Eukaryota; Viridiplantae; Streptophyta; Magnoliopsida; Fabales; Fabaceae. The record is from RefSeq and is a predicted model, not a curated record. The transcript is spliced from 2 exons. The coding region runs from base 111 to 776 and encodes 221 amino acids. Gene Ontology annotation, biological process: endoplasmic reticulum to Golgi vesicle-mediated transport; intracellular protein transport.
UACAGAUCGCGACGGAACCGACACGCUUUUUUUCCUCUCUUGAACUUCUCUUCUCUUCGCUUCACUUGUAAUUCUAUUUGUGGUUCUGCGACUGAAAGCCUGAAGUGAGAAUGUUGCAGCUACUCUACACUGCCAUUUUCAGCGAAAUGAUUCUGAUUCUUACCCUUGUUUUCAAGACCCCACUCAGAAAACUAGUCAUCAUUACGUUGGAUCGGGUCAAACGAGGUCGUGGCCCCGUUGUUGUCUCCACCGUUGGUGCCACAUUGGUUGUGGUUCUCGCCUCCAGUCUCUAUAGCAUGGCCAAGAUCCAACAACGCACCAUCGAGGCCGGUGUAGUCAACCCCACCGAUCAAGUUCUCAUGUCCAAACACAUGCUCGAAGCAUCUCUAAUGGGGUUUGUGCUGUUCCUCUCUCUGAUGAUUGAUAGAUUGCAUCAUUACAUCAGAGAGCUUCGUCUACUCAGGAAGACUAUGGAAGCUGUGAAGAAACAAAGCCGAAGUUUUGAAGAAGGUAAAAAUGGCAAUACAGAGGAACACAAGGCAUUAACUGAAGAAAUUGCUGCAUUGAAGUCUGAAGUCAAGAAACUGGAAUCUGAAUGUGAGGCUAAAGGAAACAAGGCCAAGACUUUGGAAACUGAAGUAGAGGCUCUUAAAAAGCAAUCUGAGGGGUUCCUUAUGGAAUAUGAUCGCCUUUUGGAAGACAAUCAGAAUCUUCGGAGUCAGCUGCAGGCCGUUGACCAGAACUCUUUGCAUCCUGAUGAUAAAAAGAGUAUUUGAUAAUGAUCGUGGAAAUAUCUAGAAAAACACUUUUAUCAUUUGUUUUAACUCAAAAAGUGUCACAUGUUUUCUUAAGGAGGUCACAGUUGUAAAUUCUAAGUAUCUAAAGACAGAGAUGAGCCCUGGGGAUUAGGUGAACUUUUACUUUAAGCGGCUCACAGUCUCGCAUUAAAAGUAUAGUUGAUUUGAUCAGCUUAUAACCAUAUCGAUGAUAAUGAUAAAUGAUCAUAAAGGAACGGAUAUUUAUUGC